Molecule: messenger RNA, 1681 nt
Organism: Phascolarctos cinereus (koala)
Lineage: Eukaryota; Metazoa; Chordata; Mammalia; Diprotodontia; Phascolarctidae
Source: RefSeq, a predicted model, not a curated record
CUGGUCCCAUCCAGCUGGGUCCAGCCCCAAACCCUGCCCCAAAGGGGCUAAAAGUUUGUUCUAUUAACCUUUGGAGAGAACUCUGAAACCUGAAGAAGCAUCUGAGCCUUGUCUUCUCUGCACCCUGGAAGCAAGAAACAAGGAAGAAAAUAAUAACUUAGAUGGGCCUGGAACUUCAACAGUGAGCUGUACCUCAACCUGAGCACCAUGUAUCUUUCUACUCAGCUCUGUGUCCUAGUGCUAACUGGCUCAGUGCUUCUCAGUGUCUUCAACAGUUUGGAAGCUACUAUCAUUGUUGAUGAAGACCAAGUCCUGGAAGCAAAGAAGAACUUGACUUGGCUGAUAGACCAGGAGCAGGUCACAUCUGGGGAAAAGAACCUCGUGAGAAAUUUUAAGGAAUGGCAGAACAGCUCCGACCUCUUCCAUAAUGUCUCCUACCAACACCUGCCUGUAAUCCUGUCCCAAAAGAAGAAGCCAUUGCCUACAGGACUGUCCUCCAAGCAGGGGAUAUGCCUCGUGAGUAAUCUGCAGUCUGUGUUCAGUGCUUCCUCCAAGGCUGAACUGAGGUACUUCACGGCCUUGGUCCACCUCUCUGAUCCUGACCCUAACUUACUCAGACAGAUGAGCAUCAGCGUGAGCAGAAUCUUUGCUCCGCAAAUCCUCCAAGGACGGCUGCUGGUGAUCCACACAUUUCUUGCUGCUUAUCUCUCCGCGGGGAACCUGAGCAACAACGUUGGUGUGCCCUUCCUCGUCCCUAUCCUGUUUAAAUAGAUUGCAGGCUAUGCCUUCCUUAUGGACUUUGCUGCCAACCUCUCUGAUUACUUUCUGAUGAUGGAGCACGAUAUCCACUGAUCUCCCAACUUUAUCUCUGCCACACAAGUGGCAGUGAUCUGAUGAUCUGGUCAUCUGGAGGAAUAGGCCCUGGGUGAUAAUGGAAUUUGCUAAGCGGGGCUUCACAAGCAAGCUCUGCCUCUCCAGUGACUUUCCGCAUCUAGCCUCUUUCUUCCUCUACUAUCAGAGAGUGCCCCCUGAGAAGCUCUUCUCUAGCUUCUACAAGAUGCUAGCCCAGGAAAAAACCAUCCAGUUUAGGCCUUCACUCUCCCAGGCCAUGGACUUCUCCAUUCAGGAAGAUCCCCUUUCAUGAAGUCAGUGCCUUAAAACCAGAGGACAAUUUCCAAGAAAAGGAUUUUGGAAAACCUAACAACCCACCCGCAUUCAUCUACACUGACAUGCAGACUUUUAAAGGCUAUCUACCUGAGAAAGGCUACAGCCUGGGAGAUUUCUUCUGGGUCCUGAAGCCUAUGGUAGGCAACCACACUUGACUGUGAUUUUUGGAGGAGCCAGUUAAGAUAAGACAAGUUUUGACAGGCCCAGAAGAGGAGCUAGUGUUCCUACUUGGGGAAAAGAUAGAGCUGAGCUAUAUAAUCCCAGUGAAAUGUCAAAGACAUGCCAAAGAAAAUGGGAAAUUUGAUCAUAAAAUGUCCAAAGAAAUGGAGAACAGGGUGGAACAGCCUGAGGCUAGUGGUGACAACCACCUGGAUGACUGGAUUGUGUUCAAACAUACAAAGAUCUGGACAGCCUGAGGAACAGUGGGAGAUGGAGGGUAUAAUGAAGAGACAAAGAAGGGCCCAGUCUGCAGACUGAAAUGACAGAGGUGACAGAAAAUUAAAACACUGAAAAA